Musa acuminata subsp. malaccensis (wild Malaysian banana) is the source of this 1126-nucleotide messenger RNA. Its product is annotated as B-box zinc finger protein 23. Gene Ontology annotation, cellular component: nucleus. Gene Ontology annotation, biological process: regulation of DNA-templated transcription; photomorphogenesis. Gene Ontology annotation, molecular function: zinc ion binding. The record is from RefSeq and is a predicted model, not a curated record. Lineage: Eukaryota; Viridiplantae; Streptophyta; Magnoliopsida; Zingiberales; Musaceae.
CAUUCCUUUCGUUUCUUGUUGGAAAUAUCUCCAAGAGGAGGAGGAUUCCUUCGGCGGAGGAAGGGAGAUGAAGAUACAGUGCAACGCGUGCGAGGCAGCCGAGGCGGCGGUGCUCUGCUGCGCGGACGAGGCCGCGCUCUGCUGGGCCUGCGACGAGAAGGUGCACGCCGCCAACAGGCUUGCCGGGAAGCACCAGAGGGUGCCUCUCCUCUCCGACGACGGUGGCGGCCCUGUCUCGGGGAGCAGCUCUUCCACCGCCUCUGGCGUCCCCAAGUGCGAUAUCUGCCAGGAAGCUUCUGGCUACUUCUUUUGUUUGGAAGACCGUGCCUUGCUUUGCAGGAAAUGUGAUCUUUCUAUACACACAGCAAACUCUUACGUGUCUGCUCACCAAAGAUUUCUACUAACAGGGGUGCGAGUAGGACUCGAGUCUGCUGAAUCAGUGCCUGUUGCUAACCAGCAGUUGCAUGCUGCAGGAAAAGCUGUCUUAUCUCCAUCUAAACAAUUGCGUCUUAUGUCAUCCACUGAGACCAAUGCAGUUUCAUCCAGUCAAAUAGCCAGGGUUGGAGGUUCAGUGGCAAGCAUGGCCCCAGCAUCAGGGUUCAGUAUGUCUGGAAGUGCACCUGGUUGGCCUUUUGAUGAAUUCUUUGGCUUCCCAGAUAUCAAUCAAAAUGGUUUUGCAGAGCAUAAUGCCUCUAAGGCUGACAGUGGAAAGCUCGGAAGCCAUGGAUCGUCACCACCUUAUCAUUCUGUUGACAGCGAUCUGGAUGCCUAUGAAUGCGUGGGCCAGCAUCCGGAGUACUACUGGGCGGUGCCGGAAAUUCCAUCCCCACCCACGGCUUCAGGGCUCGGCUGGCAAAGAAACCUGCUUCAUCCUGCAUCCGAUGAUGCUGCUUUUGUGCCGGACCUUUGUUCUUCGUCUCAUCACGUGACCACAUCAUUUCGUUCACACCGUCAUCACCGUCGAUGUUAAAAAUCUUGGGGAUGAUGUGAGUUGAAAACCAGUUUGCUAAUGCAAGGCUUGUUAGGAAGGAUGAUGUGAAUUGUUUGCUCACUGCUGAAUCCUUUUAUCUAUAUUUUGAGGUACAUUGCAUCAUCAUAGAUAAUAAGCAAAGAUGGGUUUGUUUCA